AUGGCGGUAACUUCCUCCAAUAAACCCAAACGCCUCUCUCGAGCAAAACACAUUGUCAAAGCCGUUUGUUCGUCAGGUGUGAAGGGCGUGCUUCACUCACUCCCCAACCUUCUCCACAAACAACAACGGCGCCAGCAGCAGGAUAAAAGUGGCAAAGGAGGAGCGCCAAUACUGGGUUUAGAGAUACCAGUUGGGGAGGUGUAUUCGUUUGAUGAAGGGCCGUUGGUUCAGCAGAGGAAGAUUACCCCGUUACUUCCCUCACCAGCUGCGAGGUUUGCCUCAGAAAGCGGAGAUUUGAAUGGGAUUCAGAGCAAUGUGACUAUGCAGCACUUCACAGGUUCCGCACGCUACUCCCAUUCAGGUUGCCUUGCCCCAGCUCUUUCUGACAUACGGGAGGCCCCCGAAUCUCACGCUACACAUAUUACCUGGGCACAAAAUGCUCCUGUCUCGCACAGUGCUCAGCUCCAAAGACCUCCUAAUCCUCGCCUCCGCUCGUUUCUUGAUUCGGCUUAUAGUGGUAGCCUGAGUGUUCCGCGCUCACCUGAGAAUUACAGCAGUGUGGUCGACACUCCGACAACGCCGUUUCACCUCGAGAGUAUGAUGCACCGGCAGGAAGAAAAAGUGAACAAUGCGAGGUUUUUCGCGGAUCUAGAGCAUGCCUUUGAUCUGUGAGUGGGGAAGGAUGAGACGACGGGAAACAAGCAUGAGCGGGAUCAGGACAAGGCCGAUGGCAAUGGGGGAGACGGGACAUUGAUGGGACAGUCGAUGAAGGC
This is a messenger RNA of Saitoella complicata NRRL Y-17804, 773 nucleotides long. RefSeq lists its product as uncharacterized. The transcript has a single exon. The record is from RefSeq and is a predicted model, not a curated record. Bases 1 to 672 code for a protein of 223 amino acids. NCBI's taxonomy places the organism in Eukaryota, Fungi, Ascomycota, Saitoellomycetes, Saitoellales, Saitoellaceae.